AUGGAACCUCGAGUAACUAGAGGAGAGAUGGUAUUGGCAGAGAAUGCUAGAAUACAAAUAAGAAUUUACGAAUUGCAACAACAGAUUUGUGCUUUAAAUGCUGACAGAGAUGAAUUGGUUCAAGAAAAUACACGUUUAAGAAAUGGAAAUCAAGAACUUGAAACUGAUAAUAAUCAGAUUCAUGCAGCAAAUAAGAAUCUAAUGCAAUUGAAUGAUGCGUUAAAAAUUGUUUUGAGAGACAUUGAAGAUAAACGUGACCAUUAUCGUGCAGCAAAUAUCAAGGAGUUUGAAGAUUUUAUUUCGAAUUAUAUUUUUGGCUUAUUUAACAAUAUUGGAAUAUUGUUUCGAUUCGAUAAUCAAUACACAACAAAUAUU
Racocetra persica is the source of this 375-nucleotide messenger RNA. The record is from the annotation of a GenBank genome assembly. NCBI's taxonomy places the organism in Eukaryota, Fungi, Glomeromycota, Glomeromycetes, Diversisporales, Gigasporaceae.